Botrytis byssoidea is the source of this 705-nucleotide messenger RNA. RefSeq lists its product as uncharacterized. The record is from RefSeq and is a predicted model, not a curated record. Lineage: Eukaryota; Fungi; Ascomycota; Leotiomycetes; Helotiales; Sclerotiniaceae. The coding region runs from base 1 to 705 and encodes 234 amino acids. The transcript is spliced from 3 exons.
AUGACUGCUUCCAGAUCUCCCUCCCCGGAGUUCUCUCCCCUAGCAAUUGGAAUUGAUCUGGCUCCUCUUCCAACCUACAAAGCGGCCACAACCAGCACCGUAAACUUUUCCGGUCUUCUCGAGCCCCCAUUAAAACUACACGAAGAUCUCUCAAAAGGAUGUGGAGGUCAACUUUGGCCUGCGGGUAUGGUGCUUGCGCAGCAUAUGCUGCGGUAUCACAAAGAUACUUUGAAGGAUGCUAAGAUACUCGAACUUGGGGCUGGAGGUGGAUUAGUUGGGUUAGCCGUAGCUCUAGCAUGUGAUCUUCAACAUCCAUUAAUCCUUUCCGACAUGGAAGUUAUGUACGAACUCAUGAAGCAAAACAUUGCUCUUAACGAAGUAUCCUCGAAAGUCGAACCGCUGAUCUUGAAUUGGGGUGAACCAUUACCAGAGCUAGUAGUGAAAGAUAAGCCAGAUGUUAUUUUAGCAGCUGAUUGCGUCUAUUUUGAACCCGCGUUUCCAUUACUACUUCAGACGCUCGAAGAGCUAUUAGGAUUAUCAAAGGAUGCGGUCAUUUACUUCUGUUUCAAGAAGAGAAGGAAGGCAGAUAUGCAGUUUAUGAAGAAAGCAAAGAAGAAGUUCCUGGUCGAGGAAAUUGAGGAUCAGGAUAGAGAUACUUUUACUCGGGAGGGUUUGUUCUUGUACACAUUCAAACGAAAAUCAUGA